AUGAACAGCAUGCAGGCACUGACAGCUUCAAUUCCAGAGACAAUCAAAGCUUUACUCGGCGCGGCCAGCAGCAGCGGCGGGUACACUUCCCUGCCCUUCUUCACCUACCCGGGCCUCCGCAAAAGGACCCCUGUCCCAUUUCGAGAACGAGAAUGCGACAAACCCGAGCAGGCCCGUCUGUACCUGACUGACCCAAUCGUGGACGAACCAGGAGCGACUGUUCCCGGAUCGUCAGAGUAUGAUGCCUUGAAUCUCGAGCACUGCACUCUUUACACCAGCAUUUUCGUGGUCGAAGAAUUCAUGGUUGCCAUUCCUGUAGAGCACGGUUCUGUGUGUGAAACGGACGAGCCCGUUACUGGAGGCGGCUAUGUGGAUGGAUGCUCGGGGCCGGCUGCAUAUAAUAUUGGAAACCCCUGCCCUCCUGCCUAUUCUGCCCCCAAACCCGUGCUUGUGCCCUUGUCGUCAUGUUCUCCUUUUGGCUGCCAGGUUAUGGGUCAUGAUUGCAUUCAGCUUACACCGCAAAGUUUCCGCGCAGAUCGUCGAGAAUUUGACAGGCUUCCAGGGCCUCGAGUCUGA
Messenger RNA from Microdochium trichocladiopsis, 576 nucleotides. RefSeq lists its product as uncharacterized. Lineage: Eukaryota; Fungi; Ascomycota; Sordariomycetes; Xylariales; Microdochiaceae. The record is from RefSeq and is a predicted model, not a curated record. The coding region runs from base 1 to 576 and encodes 191 amino acids. The transcript is spliced from 3 exons.